CUUUUUUUCAGUUCAGUUCCACCUUUCUUUCUACUUUGGAACUUUUUUAAAAAGCUUUUUCUUCUUUACUCUUUUUCUUUAUAUUAUUAUUACUAUUAUUAUCAUUAUUACUUUAUUAUAUUUUACGAACUAACGAAUUUUUAUAACAUCAUAUUAUUACUCAAAUGAGUGGAAGUAAUAUCAAGGUCGUUGUACGUUGUAGACCUUUAAAUUCUCGAGAAAAGGCUAGAGGAGCACCAUGUCUUAUUCGAAUGGAAGGAAAUAAAACCAUCAUCACAAAGCCAGCAACCCAGGGACCAAAACCAACUCCGGAAGAUGUAAAAGCUUUCACAUUUGAUCAAUCCUAUUGGUCUGCAGAUAAAAACGACCCAGAUUAUGCAGAUCAAGAACGUGUCUAUAAUGAUCUUGGUAAAGAGCUUUUGGAUCAUGCAUUUGAUGGAUAUAAUUGCUGUAUUUUUGCAUAUGGUCAAACAGGCGCAGGCAAAUCAUAUUCAAUGAUGGGUUAUGGUGAGGACAAAGGUAUUAUCCCAAGAACUUGCUGUGAAUUAUUCGAACGUAUCAACCAAAAGUCAACCAACAAUCUUCAGUACCAAGUGGAAGUAUCUUAUAUCGAAAUUUACAAUGAGAAAGUAAGAGAUUUACUCAAUCCUCGCAACAAGGGAAAUCUUAAAGUAAGAGAGCAUCCUGUUUUGGGUCCCUACGUACAAGAUCUUUCUCGUCUGGCUGUCAACUCAUAUGAAAACAUUGAUCAACUGAUGGAUGAAGGAAAUAAGGCUAGAACAGUCGCAGCAACCAACAUGAACGAAACAUCAUCUCGUUCCCAUGCAGUGUUCACCAUUUUUGUCACUCAACGUUUACAUGAUCCACAAACAAAGCAGACAAGUGAAAAGGUGGCUCGUAUCAGCCUCGUCGAUUUGGCUGGUAGUGAAAGAGCAAACAGUACAGGAGCAACAGGUGUCCGUUUGAAGGAAGGUGCCAACAUCAAUAAAUCAUUAACAACACUUGGUAAAGUCAUCGCUGGACUUGCAGAACAAGCAUCGGCUGAUCCCAAGAAGGGUUCCAAGAAAAAGGAUGCUUCAUUUAUACCCUUUCGUGAUUCUGUACUCACUUGGUUACUCAAAGACUCUUUGGGUGGUAACUCAAAGACAUGUAUGAUCGCAGCUAUUUCACCAGCAGAUUAUGAUGAAACGCUCAGUACCUUGAGAUACGCUGAUCAAGCCAAAAAGAUCAAGACAAAGGCCGUGGUGAAUGAAGAUCCAAAUGCCAAGGUUAUGCGUGAACUCAAGGAUGAAGUGGAAGCUCUUCGUCAAGCUCUGAUGGUAUAUGCUCCUGCUGAAGUUGAAAAGAUCACAGCCACAGCAAAAGGAAAGAAGGCACCAGCCAAAUCAUCUACACCUCCUACAGCCGCAGCACAUCCUACAGGCUCAAAGUCAACUGUGGUCUUCACAGAUGCUUCUGGACAUACAACUCAGCUCACAAAAGAGGAAAUGGUCGAGCAGCUGCAAACAACGGAAAAAUUACUCGGCGACCUGAACCAGACAUGGGAAGAAAAAAUAAAAAACACCGAAAAAAUUCAUCAGGAAAGAGAAAGUGCAUUAAAGAGCUUAGGUAUCACUAUCGAAAAGAAUCAAGUGGGCCUUUAUACACCCAAGGAAACUCCUUACUUGAUCAACCUGAACGAAGAUCCUCUCAUGUCAGAAUGCCUAAUGUACAAUAUCAAACCAGGUAUCACUCAUGUUGAUCGUUUCACAGACGAAGGCGAGGCCUCGGUCAGCCACCCUGAAGGUGAAUGCGUCAUUCGCCUAAGUGGAUCUAAUAUUCAGGACAAUCACUGUUACUUUGAAAAUACAAAUGACACAGUCACUCUCUAUCCUCGUGAGGGCUGCACAACCAUGGUCAAUGGAUUACGUAUCUCAGAACCCAAGAAACUCAAGAGUGGUUACCGCAUCAUUUUGGGAGACUAUCACGUGUUCAGAUUCAAUAACCCCAGCCAAGCGUUAAAGGAACGGGAAAGCAUUAUCUCUACAGAUAGUGCCGCUGCUCGUAUUGAGGCUAGUGGACCUCCCUCACCUGUCCCAUCCUCAGAGGAGCGCGAGAUGGCCAUGUCUCCUCCCUUGGCCUCUGAAGUAAUGGAUUGGAACUUUGCAAGACGAGAGGCAAUGCUUAACACCUACAUCAAUGAUCCCAACUUCAACAACUUUACUGAUGAGGAUUUGGACAAGCUAUUCGACGAAGUGGCCAAGGUGCGUGUGAUGCGUAAACGACAAUCGACUGGCUCAGAUUCUCUCUCUCGCCGUACCUCAUCCUCUUCUGUACGUCGAAGCGUUUACUCAGCUACCGCCUCUUCUGUGUUCAUGGACGACGAUGGAUACUAUACCACUGACACAAGUACGACUAUUUCCUCGCUAACAGAGGAUGAGCUCAUGCACAUGGAUGAUAAACAAGUGAUGGAAUAUGAACGUCACCGCAGAAAAUACGAAGCCAAGUUACGCCGACUCUCUCGACGCUUCUCCUCAGCCCCUCCUAUUCUGCUCUCACCUGCCGAAGCAGCCAUUGGCAGAAAAGUAAUUGCCCACUGGAAGAGAAAGCGAAAUAUAGCCAUGGCUCAAACCAUCUUGAGAAACGACAUAUACGUACAGCAAGCCAACCAGUUAGCAAAGCAGUCCGGCAAGGACGUCUUUUACCAGUUUGCUGUUAUCUAUCAUGACGAUAUCAUAUCCGCUUCUCACUGGGAAGCAGCUAACUCUUCUCACCAUCGGUAUGGCAUAGACACUGACCUGCUGAGGGAAAGGAAGCCCUGUGUGGGCAUUCAGGUGAUUGACUACAAGCAUCAAUCCACUUAUAUUUGGUCGAUCGAAAAGUUUGUCACUCGCCUUCGACACCUUCAAGGUUUGAACUUUGUCACGGACAACAAGAAGCAUCUGAAGGGUGAUGACCUCUUCUACAACUCGAAUGUUCCCUCCUACGUCCUUGUCGGUUUAGCCAAGGUGCCACUUCAAAACUUGGCUACACAAGUACCUGUCGAGAGUCACAUCUCAGUUCAUUGCCGAAACACAGGUCGCUUGAUGGGUAAACUCAAGGUUUUGAUUGCUCCUAUUGCUCGAUCUGUCCGAAACCCUUACCGGUCCGAAGGAAGCGAGGAUGGCCAUUUUAGCUACGACGAAGAGAACCCACGUAACCUGCUACACAUUGGGCAGCAGCUUGUGUUUGAAAUUUCCAUUGUAGAAAUGACCGAACUCGAUCCAAAACUCUUCUCCCGCGUUCAUGCUCAGUUCCGCUUGUCAAACUUUGGAAGCAAUCUCGAAGGUGUCUUUGCCUCUGAUUCUGUAGAGCAUAGCCAAAAAGACAAGCCCAUUGUGUUUAAUUACCAUCAGACGCUUUCUAUGGCCAUCACGGAGGAAAUGUUGAAUGUCAUUCACGACAAGGAAAUCGUCUUUGAAGUCUACGGCAAACCUACACAAGCUUAUCUUGAUUCACUCAUGAUCCCCACAGAACAGCAACAGUCUGCCGAUACCGGCAUCAUUCCUCCCAAGAAGUUACAGAACGUCCUUACACGUAUCCAAAUCUGUGAGAUCACAGCCGAGGGUGACUACAAGCCUGUGCCGAUCGAGACUCAAGAGAAUUAUGGCAACGUCUUUUCGUUACAGCAAGGACAACAGCGUCGUGUGGUCAUUUCAUUAGAAGAUGCAACUGCAGAGUCCGAACUCAACUUUGAGCGUAUUGUCGAGGUCCGUAUGGGUCAAGUACGUCUUGUGGAUGCCAAAGAUCGCAUCAUUGACACACCUGCCACUGCUCAAGCCGAUAUCAACUUGAAGCUGAUAGAUUCUAAACGUAACUCACAGACAAGUGAGACAGAUGACCACAAAUUGAACGCACAGUGCUCCUGGGACAGCUCGCUUCAUGACACACUCCUCCUGAACGCUGUGACACCGAAUACACACAAGGUGCUCUUAACUCUGACCUGGAUUGUCCGCAACCAGAACCAGUGUGAAAUUAAGUUCCAAAAGGAAAUUGCAGUCCAUAUCAAGGAUCAGAGCAAGGCAGCCAGUAUCAAAAAGAAGUCUGCGAGCCACAACCCCAACAAGCGUGCAUCUGUCAUCCUCAACUUCUUUUCGCUCAAGUCUGGUCAUCCCAAGAACCACAUCUCAUGUCUUUAUGUGGUUGAACAUCAAGCUGAGCUGUUUGGUAUCCCCAAUAUCUGCAAGCAAGAUUUACCCUCUCGUGUAUUGGGCGCCUAUGCCGAUCGCAGACAAAAGAUGAUUCAAAGGGAACAAGUCGAAGCAACAAGGUACAAGCUGUACUUGAACGAACAGCUCGAUCAUCUGUGUGAUGAAGUUCCGAAUCCAGUUUUGGCAAACAAGCCCGACUUGGAUCGUGUCUUGAAGAUGUGGAUGAAGAAAGAUUAUGAACCUGCUUUGUCACCAUCCACGCCUAACCCUACCAUUCACCGAUGGACUGCACAUGUCCAUCAGGUUUUGAUGAAUGAACGUACAAUAGCCAAGAAGGGAUUUUUGCAGCGCAAGAAUGAUACUCAAGGCAAAGAGUGGGAAAAGCUUUGGUGUGUGCUUGUAGGAAAUUAUAUGUUUAUGUAUGACGAUCAAUCAGAAACAAAUGAGGUUGAUGUGAUUCGCAUAAGAAAUGUACAUAAGGAAGAUGGAAAUACUAUGAAAUCAAAAACGUUUUUUACAAUUGAUACCCUAUAUACUUCGCAUACACUCCAAGCACAGGAUAAUGCUACUAUGAUAGAAUGGGUGAACACGAUUGAUAAAUUAUCUCGUUUCUAUGGUUAAGGCUCUUUUUUUUAUAUAACAUAUUAGAGAUUAUGCUUAUGUUUGUAUUUUUACAUGUUUUCCCCCCAAUUCUAUAUUUUUCAUAUCAUUUAGAUAUGGAAUUUAUGAACCCCUUUUUAUAUCGAGUGUAUUCUUACUUUUUUUUUUAAAGAAAAGAAAAAACUACAUAUGUUAUUCCCUUUUAAACUUUUAAUAUAUAUCUUUUUUUAAAAAAAACUUAUACCAAAUAUAAUGAUUAAAG
This is a messenger RNA of Rhizopus microsporus ATCC 52813, 5031 nucleotides long. RefSeq names its product kinesin-domain-containing protein. The transcript is spliced from 8 exons. The record is from RefSeq and is a predicted model, not a curated record. NCBI's taxonomy places the organism in Eukaryota, Fungi, Mucoromycota, Mucoromycetes, Mucorales, Rhizopodaceae. Gene Ontology annotation, cellular component: microtubule; kinesin complex. Bases 165 to 4790 code for a protein of 1541 amino acids. Gene Ontology annotation, biological process: microtubule-based movement; cytoskeleton-dependent intracellular transport. Gene Ontology annotation, molecular function: microtubule motor activity; ATP binding; microtubule binding.